UAGUUUGUAUGCUUGUUUGUUUGUGUCCUGAUUUAGUUAGCUAUAAAAACACCAAUUCUUGAAACAUAGUUCCUCACACUUCAAUUCACACCUACUUUAUAUAUAGAUUACUCAUUGGAUAAAAGAUUGUAGCACAAUAUGACUAUCACUGCUACGCCGGUUAUCAAGAAUGGCUGCCUCACGGUCAGGGGUAAAGUUGUCCUAACCGGAGUUCCAGAAAAUAUCUUCGUUUCUCCGGCAAAUGCAGGAUCAGCUUUCGUCGGAGCCAACUCAACCGCAUCGAGUUCUCGCCAUGUCUUCAAUCUUGGAGUUCUCGAAGAUUGCAAGUUCGUGUGUCUUUUCAUAGCCAAGAUAUGGUGGAUGAUACCGCGAAUUGGAAAAUCGGGUAGCGAAAUCCCGAUGGAAACUCAGAUGCUUCUAUUGGAAGUAGGAGAAGAAUCCGUGUUCAGUGCAUCGGACGUAGAAGCUUCGUUCGAGGCAGCGAACGAGAAUAAGUUUUACGUUCUCGUUUUGCCAGUGCUUGAUGGAGCUUUUAGGACAACUCUACAAGGGACUCCAUCAAAUGAUCUCCAAUUCUGCUAUGAAAGUGGUGAUCCUGAAAUUCAGACUAGUGAAGCAUUGGAGGGUGUUUUUGUCAAUUCUGGGGACAACCCUUUUGAGCUCAUUAAGGAUUCAAUUAAGAUAUUGGCCAAGCAUAAAGGUACAUUUAGCCACCUUGAGACCAAAAAGACACCAGCACAUUUAGACUGGUUUGGUUGGUGUACAUGGGAUGCUUUUUACACUGAAGUGACUCCAAAUGGAAUCAAAGAGGGUCUUCAGAGCUUCAAAGAUGGAGGGAUUUCUCCAAAGUUCUUGAUCAUAGACGACGGUUGGCAAGAAACGGAAAACGAAUACCGGAAAGAAGGCGAGCCCGAAAUCGAAGGAAUACAGUGUGCAACAAGAUUAACUGGUAUCAAAGAGAACAGCAAAUUUAAGGGAGAAGAAUCAGAUGGUUCAACCACAAAUCUCAAAGAGUUGAUACAUCACAUCAAAGAGAAUUAUGGACUUAAGUAUGUAUACAUGUGGCACGCUCUAGUCGGAUACUGGGGCGGACUAUUAACUUCAUCCGAGCCACUAAAGAAGUACAACCCGAAGCUCGUGUAUCCGGUACAAUCACCCGGAAAUAUCGGGAAUAUCCGAGACAUAGCCAUGGACAUAGUCGAGAAGUACGGAGUCGGAAUAAUCGACCCUGAAAAGAUCUUCGACUUCUACAACGACAUGCAUAGCUAUCUUGCUGAUAGUGGUGUGGAUGGCGUUAAGGUUGAUGUCCAGAACAUUCUAGAAACUCUAGGAUCCGGGUACGGUGGAAGAGUGUCCAUUACUAAAAAGUACCACGAAGCGCUCGACGAAUCCAUCGAACAAAAUUUCAAGGACAACAAUUUGAUUUGUUGCAUGUGUCACAAUUCAGACUCGAUUUUCAGUUCCAAGAAUAGCGCAACCGCUAGGGCCUCGGAGGAUUUCAUGCCGAACGAGCCGACUUUUCAGACGUUGCAUAUUGCAUCGGUGUCGUUCAAUAGUCUUCUCUUGGGCGAAGUCGUGGUCCCGGAUUGGGAUAUGUUCCAUAGCAACCAUAGCACGGCCGAAUUCCACGGUGCGGCGAGAGCGAUAGGGGGUUGUCCCGUUUACGUAAGUGACAAGCCAGGCAAACAUGAUUUCAAGAUACUUAGGAAACUUGUUCUUCCCGAUGGAUCCGUCUUGAGGGCUCGAUAUUCCGGAAGGCCUACACGAGACUGCCUAUUCGUCGAUCCUGUCAUGGAUGGCAAGAGCUUGCUAAAGAUAUGGAACUUGAAUAAGCUAACUGGAGUAGUAGGUGUUUUCAACUGCCAAGGAGCAGGCACUUGGCCAAUGAAACAGCCACUCGAAUCGACCGAAAACUCCGCUAAAACGACAGCCACAUCUAUCACAGGCCGUGUUAGUCCAUUAGACGUAGAAUUUCUCGACGAAAUUACCAGCGAAAACUGCACCGGAGACUUUGCUAUAUAUGCAUUCAACUCAGGAUCUCUUACCACAGUGGCAAAGAACAAAACCGUCGAAGUUUCUUUAGACGUAUUGCAAUGCGAGAUAUUCACCGUCUCCCCGAUAAAGGAACUCAACGAAAAUGUCAAAUUUGCCCCUAUUGGCUUGAUUAACAUGUACAACUCGGGAGGAGCAGUCGUGGAAUGCAUUUAUAACGACACAAUCACGAUCAAGGCCAAAGGGGCCGGAUUAUUCGGAGCAUACUCGAGCGUUAAACCGAGUUCUUGCAAAGUUGAUAACAAAAACGAGGAUUUCACGUAUGGUUCCGAGACUGGAUUGUUGACGAUAAAUCUUCAAACCGAAGGCAGCUUCAAAGACAUUGAGAUAGUGUAUUAACGCAGUUUUCGUGCAAGUUAAUCGGCAUUUCAAGAUAUAACUAUAUUCUAGUUUCUAUGCGGGACUCUCGUUUUAUUUGUUUUUUUUUACCCGUUUUCGGGUUCGUUUUAGGCUCUGUUGGAUUCGUGUUUUCGUUUUGAAAUAUGUGAUGCUUUCAUAUUCACAUUGUUCAUUAGAAGUUACUUGAUGUACUUGGGAAUAAUUUAUGAAGUCAGUUAACUGCAUUUGCUAAUUAGAUUUUAAUUCUUGAAGAAUAUUUA
This is a messenger RNA of Erythranthe guttata (spotted monkey flower), 2651 nucleotides long. Its product is annotated as putative galactinol--sucrose galactosyltransferase 2. The record is from RefSeq and is a predicted model, not a curated record. Lineage: Eukaryota; Viridiplantae; Streptophyta; Magnoliopsida; Lamiales; Phrymaceae.